GAUCAUGCUGAUCCAGUCCAGUCAUAUUUGACCCAUCAAACAAGGGAGACACAAUAAAUACGACAGUGUCAGUAUCAAGCAAUGGGAUUAUUGAAAACAGUGUGUCCUCCACCCAGCCAGCAGAGGGCACAGUGUCUGAGCGCAGCAUAGAGCCACACAAAGGCUUAGUUUUAUUGGAGAUAAAGAUAAAACACAGGCAAACAUAGGUGAAUAAUCUGCAGAGUAGCUUCAUCCCACUGUUUCAUGGGCUGCCCUUGAAGUUAGAGCUGUUGUAAGCCUAAAUGCCGCAGUACCAUAUCAGCAUACAGGAGGGGAGCCAGCGGCCGCCGGUGCAGAAAUGUUCGCAAUGCUGCAGGUUUUAUCACUGCCCGCUCUGCAGCCCGCACAUCUACAAGCCCGCACACAGAUACAAAGUCUACAGACAUCUGCAAUGUCACCUUUCAAGAGCCAUUCAUUUUAGAGGCUACAGCAUCUACAAGUGCAACCUGGGCUGCCGGCCACAAGCUCAUUUCCACUGUUUUUGCAAGAAACUGCUUUUGAAUCGUAAUCAAUUCACUCAUCAUCUGAAUACAAAACAUCAAUCCCUUCCUGCAGUGGAUCAUCCAGUCUGCCCUGGUGUUAAAGGUGAUCAUAGUGAUGAUGAUGCAGAACAGACUUUACCUCUGUCUCCAUCACCAGGAGAGCCACUGAAUGCUAAUCCAAGUCCACUGAGCUCCUCAGGAGCAGAUUAUGCAGUAACAUGGACCUCAGGCACUUUUUCAAACAUAGUGAAUGAAGAACCAACUUUAAAUAAUGAACCAGCCUCAGCGCCCUCAGAUGAUGUAGCAGUAAAGCCAUGUCAAGCAGAAGUCGGGCCAAAGAAACUUGCAGCAUGCCCACAAUGCAACGCUGUAAUGAACAAAAGAUGCCUUAACAUGCACAUAAGAAUGAAACACUCCAGCAGGACUGCACAUGUGACUGCAAGUUCACCCCUCAGAGAAUCACCACCAGCUGUUGGAGGAUCAGAGCUUCAUCUCAGUCCCACACUGGAGCUGGAGAUCUUGACCCAGCUGAGAGUCCUCCGUCAGCAGCAGAGCCAAAUCCUACAGCUGUUGCAGAAGCUCACCAACACAGACGGCAUUCCUGACUCCACCGCGGCCGAUCUAAGGGCCAUGUUCCCCAUCACGGAGGAGGACGGACUCGCUGACUUAGAGCUGAAGCUCAGUGAAAACCCAGACUUGAAUAGUAGGCUUGUUAACUUUUUCGGGGAUACCGAUGGACUCCCUAUUGAUCAAACAGCAGAGAGGAUACUGGAAAGGAUGCUGUCCAACACAUUUGCGAAAAGAAUGGACUGGAGAGGGAAAAACAACAAGGUGUCGUUUGCAUCUUCGUGUUUAAAGGAAAUCGUUAACGAUGCUGUGAGGAGAAACAGUGUGUGUGCCAGAGCUGCAGAUGAAGCGGUCGAGUCUGUUGUGAAGAAAUGGCUGCAGCAGGCGGGAGAGAGGGAUGAAGGGACAGAGGGAAGAAGACAGGAGAGAACAGAAGUGGAAGAAGACAUUUGAUCUGCUGUUUUACACAUCAAUGUAUCACUUGUCUCCCUUUGUCUCCAGUUUUAUUGGAGUUAAAUGGCUGAAUUAAUUGUGUUAAGUUCUAUUAAGAUGAAGGCUCUGUUGAGUUAAAUGUAUUGGUUGUCAUAAAGUGGAUGUAAAAUAUCUAAAUAUGAAUUUCCUUGUGGGACAAUAAAGAUCUGAUCUGAGCUGAACUACUGGAUUUAUUUAUUAUUGCCACAUUAAGAUUGAGUUGUGACAUUGCAGCAUCAUGGUUUAAGAUUAUAGUCAGUGCUAAAAGAUUUCAAUAAUUCAAAAAUAAUAAUAUGUAUUGACGUCUAAAAGUUUGUAAUCACUACACCCUGCUAGAUGCUUUAUUUUGGCCUCUAAAAUACUCAGAGAGAAGAGGGUACAUGAUUAGGACAAAUAGGAAUAAGCAAAAACACUAAACCCAGCAGUAAAUCCUCAUCCAACCAUUUUCACUGUUCUCACAUGCACUUUACUAUCCAUU
Thunnus maccoyii (southern bluefin tuna) is the source of this 2037-nucleotide messenger RNA. RefSeq lists its product as uncharacterized. The record is from RefSeq and is a predicted model, not a curated record. Lineage: Eukaryota; Metazoa; Chordata; Actinopteri; Scombriformes; Scombridae. The transcript is spliced from 8 exons. Bases 282 to 1541 code for a protein of 419 amino acids.